This is a messenger RNA of Priapulus caudatus, 18026 nucleotides long. Its product is annotated as basement membrane-specific heparan sulfate proteoglycan core protein-like. The record is from RefSeq and is a predicted model, not a curated record. NCBI's taxonomy places the organism in Eukaryota, Metazoa, Priapulida, Priapulimorpha, Priapulimorphida, Priapulidae. Bases 51 to 16166 code for a protein of 5371 amino acids. Gene Ontology annotation, molecular function: protein binding; calcium ion binding. The transcript has 114 exons.
UGGCGAGGUGCGAGUGACCUAACCCCGACGACUACCCGAUUGUUUAUCGAAUGAAGAUAAACUUCACGUCUAUAGAAUUUUCAAAAGAUUUAGAAGAUAGAAACACAAAACUAUUUAAAGAGACGUCAGAGAGGAUAGCGCGAGAGAUUGAGGCCCUCUACCUCCCUGUGCCAGGACAGCAGCUAGUGAUUGUUGCCCAGUAUAGACCUAACAACGUAGGAUCAAGCAUGGUGACCAGCGACCUGACCGCGGAUGGGCAGCACAAUGAGGUGCUACUGCGCAACGCCGUCUGGGACAGUGUCCGACGCGGCCGCAUCGGUGGCUACACAGUCAGCUCAGACGGAUUCCAGUUCACACUGCUGAGAGUUCCCCCAGUGACGGAAGGCUGCCAGGCCUACCAGUUUCUGUGCGGGGAUGGCUCUUGUGUCGACGGACGCUCCCGGUGUGACGCGGCGUUUGAUUGCCCGGACGGAUCCGACGAGGCCAACUGUCAAACGCAGUGCGUGGCGGGUGAAUUUACCUGUAACGACGGCCAGCAGUGCGUGGAGGAGAGGCGGCUGUGUGAUGGCUACCAGGACUGCGCUGAUAACUCCGACGAAGCCACCUGUGGGCCCGAUACUGGCGAGGGUCAGACUGGUGUCAACCAGUGCGCCGACGACCAGUUCUUUUGCACUGACGGAUCCUGCGUGAGAAUAUCGGCAGAGUGCGACGGUUUCAGCGACUGCCCCGAUGGCUCGGACGAGAGCCAGUGCCCGCCCUCUCGCUGUGGAAGCAGGGAAUACCAGUGUGGCGAUGGCUCGUGCAUCGACAAGCGGCAGGAGUGUGAUGGUCGCCGGGACUGCGCUGAUGGCAGUGACGAGCUUCGGUGCUCUGGAUGUUCGCAGGAUCAGUACAAGUGCGACGAUGGUACGUGCAUCGAAGGUACAUAUGGCUGUGACGGCAUUGUUGAUUGCGCAGAUGGAUCUGACGAGGAUGAGAGAUGCCCUGAUGUGGAAUGCGGACCAGAUGAGUUCCGUUGCAGUGGAAGCUUGUGCAUCGACAAGGCAUGGAGAUGUAAUGGUCAGCCUGAUUGUAGAAACGGUGCAGAUGAGCAGGGCUGCCGCACAACACCGAAGCCUAGUCCGUGUGAAAACGGUAGAUACCCUCUGCUAGAUCCCGAUACCAGUGAUCCAAAGUCUUGUGGGUUUUUAUCAUGGUGUCCACGUGACCAUAAAUGUGAAGACUCGAUCUGCUGCCCGACCGGUGCGCUGCCGAUCUGUCGCGAGGACGAGUUUCAGUGUGAGCGCGACGGCGCCUGCAUUGCUGAGAACAAGGUGUGCGACGGACAUCGUGACUGCCAGGACGCGUCCGACGAGGACCCGCAGAAGUGCCCUGGCUAUAGUAUCGCCGAGUUAAGCAUGUGUGGAGAGGCGUUACCACUGAUUGACCGACUAACCAGGAAGCCCAAGAUUUGCUCCUCCAGGAACCCGUGUCCCAGUGGGUACACGUGUAACACUGGCAGGCAGGACGCGCCUGGUAUCUGCUGUCGUGGCACGGGCGUCGGCGCCACCUGCCCCGGUGGCUUCUUCCGCUGCACCCAUGGUGCACAGUGCGUUGAUCCCAGGCGACAGUGCGACGGCAGAAACGACUGCGUCGAUGGAUCUGAUGAACAGAGAUGCACGUCAGGUGCGAGAGGCUGCGGGGCAGGAGAGUUCCGCUGUCAGGACGGAUCGUGUAUCGAUGACAAGAGCCGCUGCAACGGAGAGCAGGACUGCCGCGAUGGAUCUGAUGAGCGGGGAUGCACAGCCGGCUGCCAGACCAGUGAAUGGCAGUGUCUGGAUGGGCAGUGCAUAGAUGAACGCAGGAAGUGUGACGGAAGGGCGGACUGUAGUGAUGGCUCUGACGAACUGGAUUGUGAAGAACCCGCCCCAGCUUCCUGCCCUACUGGCUACUGGCUGUGUCAUGAUGGAGAGUGCAUAGAUUCACGCAGGAAAUGCGAUGGCAGACCAGACUGUGGUGAUGCUUCAGAUGAAGAAGGUUGUGAUGACGAUAAAGAAGAACCCACCCCAGCUGCCUGCCCUUCUGGGUACUGGCAGUGUCAUGAUGGACAGUGCAUAGAUGCACGCAGGAAAUGUGACGGCAGACCAAACUGUGGUGAUGCUUCAGAUGAAGAAGGUUGUGAUGACGAUAAAGAAGAACCCACCCCAGCUGCCUGUACUACUGGGUACUGGCAGUGUCAUGAUGGACAGUGCAUAGAUGCACGUAGGAAAUGUGACGGCAGGCCAGACUGUGGUGAUUCCUCAGAUGAAGAAGGUUGUGAUGAUGAGGAGCAGGAGAAAGAAGAACCCACCCCAGCUGCCUGCCCUACUGGGUACUGGCAGUGUCAUGAUGGACAGUGCAUAGAUGCACGCAGGAAAUGUGACGGCAGGCCAGACUGUGGUGAUGCUUCAGAUGAAGAAGGUUGUGACGAGAAGGAGGAGAAAGAAGAUGCUUGCCCCAGUGGCUACAUGGAGUGUUAUGGUGGAGGCUGUGUGGAUCCAAGUAGGAUCUGUGAUGGCACACCAGACUGUGCAGAUGGCUCCGAUGAAUUGAUGAACUGUGAUGAUAAGGAAGAGCGACCCGAGCCAGAUACGAAUCUCUGUCGUGACUCUACUCCACUGAUAGACCCAGUAACCAGGCAGCCUACGACUUGCUCCUCUAGGAACCCGUGUCCCAGUGGGUACACGUGUAACACUGACAGGCAGGACGCGCCUGCUGUCUGCUGCCGCGCUGCUGGUCCUGAUGGUAAUGAGCUGACGUGCCCGCGGGGCUUCUUCCGCUGCGGUGACGGCAUACAGUGCGUCGAUCCCCGCCGACUGUGCGAUGGCAGAAAAGACUGCAACGACGGGUCCGACGAGAGAGAGAACUGUGACGGCAAAGAAGAGGUACGAGCUUGUCCUUCCGGGUACUGGCAAUGUGAAGAUGGAAAUUGCAUAGACCCACGCAGGAAGUGUGAUGGCAGGCCAGACUGCCCUGAUGGCUCAGACGAGAAAAACUGUCAAGAAGAGCGACCCGAGCCAGAUAGCAAUCUCUGUCGUGACUCCACUCCACUGAUAGACCCAGUAACCAGGCAGCCUACGACUUGCUCCUCUAGGAACCCGUGUCCCAGUGGGUACACGUGUAACACUGACAGGCAGGACGCGCCUGCUGUCUGCUGCCGCGCUGCUGAUGUAGAUGAACCAUCCGCUUGUCCCUCUGGUUACUGGCAAUGUGAAGAGGGAAAUUGCAUAGACCCGCGCAGGAAGUGUGAUGGCAGGCCAGACUGCCCUGAUGGCUCAGACGAGAAAAACUGUCAAGAAGAUGUUGAGCCACCCUCUUGUCCUUCCGGUUACUGGCAAUGUGAAGAUGGAAAAUGCAUAGACCCGCGCAGGAAGUGUGAUGGCAGGCCAGACUGCCCUGAUGGCUCAGACGAGCAAAACUGUCAAGAAGAGCGACCCGAGCCGGACAGCAAUCCCUGUCAUGAUUCCACUCCACUGAUAGACCCAGUAACCAGGCAGCCUACGACUUGCUCCUCUAGGAACCCGUGUCCCAGUGGGUACACGUGUAACACUGACAGGCAGGAUGCGCCUGCUGUCUGCUGCCGCGCUGCUGUAGCAGCUUGCCCGCGUGGGUAUUGGCAGUGUAAGGAUGGUGCAUGCAUAGACCCACGCAGGAAAUGUGAUGGCAGGCCAGAUUGCCCUGAUCGCUCAGACGAGCAAAACUGUCAAGAACCCACCCCAGCUGCCUGCCCUACUGGGUACUGGCAGUGUCAUGAUGGACAGUGCAUAGAUUCACGCAGGAAAUGUGACGGCAGACCAGAUUGUGGUGAUUCCUCAGAUGAAGAGGGUUGUGAUGAUGGAGAGGCAACCGAAGCACCCACCCCAGCUUCCUGCCCUACUGGGUACUGGCAGUGUCAUGAUGGAGAGUGCAUAGAUGCACGCAGGAAAUGUGACGACAGACCAGACUGUGGUGAUUCCUCAGAUGAAGAAGGUUGUGAUGAUGAGGAGGAAGUUGGUCCAGGUCCUGAUGGUAAUGAGCUGACGUGCCCGCGGGGCUUCUUCCGCUGUGGUGACGGCAUACAGUGCGUCGAUCCCCGCCGACUGUGCGACGGCAGAGAAGACUGCAACGACGGGUCCGACGAGAGAGAGAACUGUGGAGGCCCGUCAACAGAUGAAUGUGUCACUGGAGAGUUUAAGUGCAACGAUGGCAACUGCAUUGAUCAGAGUCUCGUGUGCAAUGGCGACUAUGACUGCUAUGAUGGGGAUGAUGAAACCAACUGCCCUGCCAAAGAGACGGGACCAACAUUUGAGAAGAUCAGCGAGGACGUGACUAUGGAAGCAGAUGAGAUGCUUAACAUGAUCGCCAUCAUCAAAAAUGUUGAAAGCUACAAGGUUGAGUGGUCGGUCGAUCACGGCGACUACAUUGACAUUCUCUCCGUCAAUGACGACAAGUUCUCGACGGACAACCGCAUCUACCUGCGCACGCGCGGCGACUCGACCAGGAAAGAGUUCCACCUGACCAUCCUCGGCACCCAGAGCGGCGACACCGGCACCUACAAGGUCCGCGUCGAUUCGACCCCGCCGGUCACCAAGGAGUUCCGCGUGACGAUCACAGGUUAUGAGCCGGAGCCAGUGUCGUGUGAGACUGGCUACUGGCAGUGUGAGGACGGCGCAUGCAUCGACGCUCGCAGAAAGUGUGACGGUCGCUCCGACUGCGACGACGGCUCCGACGAGCAGGGAUGCGAAGCUCCCGGCCACCUGCAGUGCGGAGGCAACGUGCCCCUGAUUGACGCUCUCUCACAGCAGCCAAGGACCUGCUCCUUCUUUGAGCUCUGCCCGGCAGGUUACGAGUGCAGCAUUCGUGUGCAGGGUGUUAUCCCCGUCUGCUGCCCCAUUCGCGCGCCUGAGCCAGUAACUACACCAGCUCCCUCUGGCUGUAGCUCUGGGUAUUGGCAGUGCCGUGAUGGAAACUGCAUAGACGAGCGCAGGAAGUGUGAUGGCCGUGCAGACUGUCGUGAUAGGUCAGACGAGGAGGGCUGUGAUGAACCUGAGCCAGUAACUACACCAGCUCCCUCUGGCUGUAGCUCUGGGUAUUGGCAGUGCCGUGAUGGAAACUGCAUAGACGAGCGCAGGAAGUGUGAUGGCCGUGCAGACUGUCGUGAUAGGUCAGACGAGGAGGGCUGUGAUGUCCCUAGUCGAUUUUGUGGAGGCAAACUUCCCUUAAUAAACCCACUAUCAAGGCAGCCCAGGACCUGCUAUUUCUUGAACCCAUGCCCUAGAGGGUACUCUUGCAGCAGAGGAAGUGAGAUAUCUGUCUGCUGUCCCAUUGAUGAACCCGACACUCCGGCACCACCGACCGCACCACCGCAGGUCGUCUGCGCAGAUGACGAUUUCAGGUGUGACAGCGGGGACUGUAUUCCCGGCAGCGAACGCUGCGACGGCAACUCCCAAUGUCGGGACGGCUCGGAUGAGGAAGGAUGUGUCGUCAAGGAGUGCCAGUGGUAUGAGAUGUCGUGCGAUGGCGGCACGAAUUGCGUUGACAAGCGGAGGCGCUGCGACGGCAGGGACGACUGCAGGGAUGGCCUAGAUGAGGCCGACUGUGAACCCCGAGAAUGCACUUCAGCUGAGUUCAAGUGCAACAAUGGCCGCUGCAUUCCGGCUAGCAAGCACUGUGACGGACGUUACGACUGUCUGGACCGCUCUGACGAACACAACUGUGAUGCCGUAACGCAGCCGCCGACCCCAGCACCGACUACGCAGGCGCCUACGCGGCCAGGAGGUGGAGGCGUCGUGAACACGUGUCGCCAGGGAAUACCUCUCAUCGACCCGUUCACGCGCUCCUACAGGACGUGCUCGUUCAGAAACCCGUGCCCAAGCGGCUACGAGUGCAACACGGCCGUGGCUGACGUCGCUGCAGUAUGCUGCCCUGAAGUGCCACCUACGACGCCAACGGGUUGCUCCGCCCAGCAGUUCCAGUGCAUCAGUGGCGAGUGUGUGGAUGGACAGUACAAGUGUGAUGGCCGUCCACAGUGCCGAGAUGGCUCCGACGAGUUUAACUGCCCUGUGACUGGAUACAUCGUAGAGGUGAUUCCUGAGCAGCAGACUGCGCGGGAGGGUCAGGAGGUGGUGAUUGAGUGUCGUGCCCAAGGCUCGCCCUCUCCUAUCCUGCGCUGGACACGUGUCGGUGGCGUCAUGCCACGAUCUGCCUCGGACACCGGCAGGGGGCGCCUCGUCUUCACGCAGGUUGCCGCGGCCGACCAGGGAUCUUACAAGUGUGAGGUGCGCGGAGUGACAGGAACAUACGAGGCCACGGCGAGGCUCACUGUUGAACCAUAUGGACCGACACAGACCCCUCCAGGUCCGUACAACUGUGCCGAGACUGAGUCAACGUGUAGCGAUGGACAGUGCAUCCCACGCGACUACCUGUGUGAUGGAGAAGCUGACUGCAAGGAUGGAAGCGACGAGGCAUCGUGUGUCAAGGCAGACCAGUGUGAGCCGAAUGAGUUCCAGUGCAACAAUGGCCGCUGCAUCCAGAAGAUCUGGCGUUGUGACGGGGACAAUGACUGUGGAGACAGAUCUGACGAGGAAAGUUGCCCGACCCACAAGCCUGGUGAUCCAUGCAAUGCCGAUGAGUUCCGCUGUGUGUCCGUCGACCAGUGCAUCCCCGCUAGCUACCAGUGUGAUGGGGAGUUUGACUGCCAGGACAGGACCGACGAGAUCGGAUGUGCGCCACCCACGAUCACGCGCCCGCCUCCAGCCAUGGUGAUGGUCAACGUCGGCGAGACGGUCACGAUAGAGUGCACUGCCGUCGGCGUGCCGACACCCUUCAUCAACUGGCGUCUGAACUGGGGUCACGUGCCGCCACCGCCACGCGUCAGCAGCACCAGCGUCGAUGGCUUCGGCCGUCUCACCAUCAGGAACGUGCAAUUCUCCGAUCAGGGAGCCUACAGCUGUGAAGCGAUCAACAGCAAGGACAGAGUCUUUGGUCAACCAGACGCCAUUCUCAAAGUCAAAGGUGAGACAGGCAUCUGCCCAUCACUACUGUUCAACGCCGCCGCCACGGACGUGUCUAAGUGCAUCUCCUGCUUCUGCUUUGGCGCCACCAGGGAGUGCAGCAGUAGCAAUCUGUUCCGCUCCUCGCUGCCAGCCGGAAACCAGAUGGACAUGAUGAACGCAGACAGUGACCAACCCAUUGAGGACAGCCUGGUUCAGUACAACCCACUUAACCGCGAGUUUGUCGUGUCGGACUUCCACAACAUCGUGCCGAUGGGCCGCCUCUUCUGGCAGCUGCCUCACAUGUUCCACGGUAACAAGCUGUCUAGUUAUGCAGCAGACAUCUCCUUUGACUACAGCUUUGCUGUUGGUCGUGGCCGCCCUGCACCUACAGAUCAGCCAGACGUGAUACUGAAGGGUAAUGGUAGAACUCUGUUCUACAAGAGCAACAAGGUUCCUCUCCCCAACGCACAGAACCCAUCCAGCAUCCAUCUAGUUGAGGGUGAGUGGCUGAGCACUGACCACUACGAGGGUCGUGGGGACACGCCUGUAGGCACCCCAGUCACGCGCGCAGACUUCAUGAUGGUACUGCAGAAUGUCACCGAUAUCCUCAUCAGGGCAUCCUACGACUACAGCAUGACAGCAACCAGGAUCAGCAACGUGGAGCUCGGCAUCGGUGUGGUCCAGGACACUGGUAGGUCACGUGCAUUUGAGGUGGAAGCUUGCUCCUGCCCCACAGGCUACGAGGGUCUCUCCUGCGAGAAAUGUACCCGUGGCUUCAGACGUGACAGCAGGGGGCGAUACCUCGGCACCUGCGUGCCCUGCGACUGCAGGGGCGCCUCCAACGACUGUGACCCUGAAACUGGUGCCUGCUUGGCCUGUAGUGGAAACACUGAGGGACCACGCUGCGACCGCUGCAAGGCUGGCUACUACAUGGUGGCUGGACGCUGCGAGGCCUGCCCCUGCCCACUGACCAUGCCAUCCAAUCAAUUCUCACCAACGUGCCACAUGGCCAACGACAGACAGGUAACGUGCGAUGCGUGCCCGACUGGCUACGUCGGCAGACGCUGUGAGCAGUGCGACCGUGGUUACACCGGCAACCCGUCUGUACCAGGUGGAAAGUGUGAACCUGAAGGAACCAACUUGCUAUUGUGCGAUCAGAGAGGCAGUGUGUCUACUGUCCCAGAUCCCUUCGGACGCUGUCAGUGCAAGCCGAACGUCGUUGGCCAGUAUUGCGAUCAGUGUGCGCGUGACACCUUCCAUCUGUCAGCUGCCAACCCUCACGGCUGUGUGCGCUGCUUCUGCAUGGGUAUAACAAACCGCUGCAGCAGCUGUUCAUGGAACAGGGAUCAGGAGGUCGCAGACUUCAGGGCUCACAAGUCUGAGUGGCUCCUUCGCGAUCGCUUCGGUCACUUCAACAUCUCUAGCGGCAUCGACGUCGUCGAGGAGGACAACAAGGACACGCUGGUCGCCAGCGGACGCGCGCUGCCUGACCGCCUCAACCUCUUCUACUGGGCCAUGCCACAGCACUUCCUCGGAAACAAGGUGAUGUCUUAUGGUGGAGAUGUGCAUUACACAGUCAGCUUCCGUGGUGGAUCUCCCAGCGAUGACAGCGACCCUGAUGUAGAACUCUACGGUAAUGAUAUCCUGCUCUACCACCGCGUGGAGCAGCAACCAAGGGAGGGAGUGCAAACGUCAUACAAAAUCCCAAUGUAUGAGACUGCCUGGCAGCGUGCUGAUGGAGAGCAAACAACAAGAGAGCAUCUCAUGAUGGCCCUCGCAGACAUGGAAUACUUCCUUGUUAAGGCAUCCUUCAGCCAGAACAUCUAUCAGACCAAGCUGCAUGCGUUUAGCAUGGGCAUCAGUGUGGAUAGGAACACCGGCAACGAACAGGCUUAUGCUGUGGAGCAGUGCAGCUGUCCUGCAGGCUACCUUGGACUCUCCUGCGAGGACUGUGCUCCUGGCUACACACGCGACGCUGCCCUGUACCUAGGCAAGUGUGUGCCGUGCAACUGCAAUGGCCACUCUAACACCUGUGAUGUGGAGACAGGCACCUGCUCUAACUGCCGUGAAAACACUCAGGGACAUUCAUGUGAACAGUGCAAGCAAGGUUAUUACAUGGACGGCAACUUCUGUAAACCUUGCCCAUGCCCUCUGACCUCUAUUGAAAACAGGUUCUCUCCCUCGUGCCAACUGGCUGACGAUGGCUGGCCGACGUGCGAUGCUUGCCCAACAGGCUACACAGGCAGACGCUGCGAACGAUGCGACUCCGGUUACACCGGCAAUCCAAUGGAGCCCGGAAACUUCUGCAAGGCUGAGGGUGGUUGCCGCUGUGACCCUCGAGGUGUGAGUGGCGUGUGUGAUGCAAGCACCUUCUACUGUAACUGCAAGAGUAACGUGGAUGGAGAAUACUGCAGCCAGUGCAAGCCUGGUUACUUCGCCCUGUCAACUGCCAACGACGAUGGAUGCUCACAGUGCUACUGCUCUGGUGUUUCACAAACUUGCUCUGCUAGCCAGCUGUACAGGGACAAGAUCACUAUUCGCUCUUGGCAAGACUUUGCCUUGGCUGAUAGAUCCGGUGAGGUCGUCACCAGUGAUGGAUUUCUUAUCAACAUCAACUUUAACGAGAUCUCGUUCCAGAACUUUGACAGCUUCUCUGAGCAGACCUACUUCUGGGUAAUGCCUCCAAGGUUCCGUGGCAACUUGGUGAAAUCCUAUGGUGGAUACUUGUCUUACAGUAUUCACUAUUCACUGUCAGCAUCUGGCAUUCCGUACAACGAUGUGGACGUCAAGAUUGAGGGAGACGAAAUAGAACUGUUUAGAAUCAACACGCCAAAAGCACAGCCUGACAUCAAGCAGGAUUAUGAAGUGCCAAUGAAGGAGGGUUACGGCUGGCAAGUGACAGACCAGAAGAGCCCUGGCGUGCGGCCAGCAACACGCACCGACUUCAUGCGUGCGCUGUCCAACGUGAAAUCGAUGAUGAUCCGCGCCACCUACAACUCGAAGACGCGCAAAUCUUCGCUGCAGGACUUCAGCAUGGACACGGCCGUUGCCGUUGACAACGGACAGCUGCAGGCAGCCGAUGUAGAGCAGUGCGAGUGCCCUCUUGGCUAUGCGGGUCUCUCCUGUCAGGAAUGUGGUAAUGGAUACGUUAGAGUGCCUGAUUCGACACGACUGUCUGGAUUCCUCUGCGUGUCCUGCAACUGCAACGGACACAGCAGCCAGUGCGAUCCACACACCGGCGCUUGCUUGAACUGCCAGCACAACACAGAAGGUGAAAGAUGCGAGAGGUGUCGCAAUGGUUACUACGGCGAUGCAAGCGCUGGCACGCCCAAUGACUGCAGACAGUGUGCCUGCCCCCUGACUUUGUCAAGCAACAACUUUGCGACAUCCUGCUACCUGGACAGAGAUAGCAGGCCAACAUGCAUCGGCUGUCCUGAAGGAUACAUGGGCAGAGAUUGUGGCACGUGCAAGUCCGGUUACUCAGGAGACCCGCGACAGCCUGGCCAGAGUUGCCGUGGUGAGGAGACAGGCAGCGGCCGACCAACAGUCGUCGUCUACCCGCUACAGAUCGAUGAGUUCGUCGGCGGCACGGUGUCGUUCACGUGCAGCGUGCGUGGUCGCGAGCCGCGCGCCGUCACGUGGUCGCGCGCCGACAGCUCGCCGCUGUCGGGCCGUCACCAGAUCGGCGACGACAACUCGCUGACGGUCCAGGGCCUGACGCAGGGCGACAGCGGCGUCUACAUCUGCAGCGCCCGCAAUCAGCUGGGCACUGCGACCGGCACCGCACGCCUCAUGAUCAAGUCUGGUGUGGAACCGAUCAGAGUGGUGAUUGAAGAACAGAAGGACCAGGCAGUCGAGGAAGGAAGUACCGUCAAUUUCCGCUGCCGCGGAGAGAGUCAGAUUACUUACACGAUCGUGUGGACGCGACAAGGCGCAGCGCUGCCUGGUGGCGCUACGGAUAGGAAUGGCGUCUUGACAAUCCCGAAUGUGCGACAAGAGGACAGCGGCACUUACAUCUGUACAGGCUCGAACCUGUUUGCAACUGCUGAGGACCGAGCGACUUUGUCCAUCACAUCAUCCGCUCUGCAAGCACCAAGCGUCAGGAUCGAGCCAAGGUUCCAGACGGUGAACGCGGGCGAUCCCGUCGAGUUCCAGUGCAUAGCCGAGGGAUCUCCGCAGCCAACGCUUGAGUGGACUGGAGGUAGGAACAAGGAGUUGAACCCGGAAUCGUCGUUCGUGAAUGGUGUGUUCCGCAUCCCGCGCGCACGAGCCGAGGACGAGGCUACCUACUACUGCAAGGGAACGAACCCAGCCGGCAGCAGCGACGUACGAACAGUGCUGUUCGUCAAGCACGAGGUUGGCGUGCCAGUUGUAACUACAAACGUGCAAACCGUGGAAGUGAUGGUAGGAGGAACUGCUGUAUUCAAUUGUGAGGCAUCUGGUGACCCCACACCAGUGAUCAGUUGGUCGAGAGAAGGCACGAGGGGAGGUCUCCCUCGGGCUAAUAGCGUUAGCAGAGGCACACUCACCAUGCCGAAUGUGCAACGAUCUCACGAAGGCGUGUAUGUGUGCUCGGCCACCAAUUCGGCUGGAACAACAGACUCUAGAGUGACCCUUACCGUCGCACUCGGAUUAGCCUGGUGUAGUGGUGAGCUUCCACUGAUAGACCAGCUAACGAGCCAACCUAAGACGUGUGACUUCUUCUCUCCUUGUCCUGAUGGCUAUAAGUGCAGCAUGGGUAUUGCAUUCGCGCCCAUCUGCUGUCCGCAUAACGCACCAGACACGCCCGGCCCACUGACCAUGGUGCCACCGGAGAUUGAGAUUGAGCCAGACAGGCAGACAGUGGGCCAGGGAAACACCGGAACGCUGCGUUGCAUCGUGCAUCGUGGUAAUCCUCCACCCACCAUCACCUGGACUCGUCAGAACGGAGAAAUCACAAGCAACCACAUAAUUCAGAAUGAUGUGUUGAGGAUCCAGCAUGCGACGGUCGACGAUCGUGGAGUCUACAUUUGCACGGCACAGAGUCCUGCCGGCCUCGCUUAUGUGUCCGCCGUCGUAGAAGUCGAACGUCGAGAACGUCCUGAGCUGGAGAUCUUCCCAAGCACCGAGCAGUCGAUUUCAGCCGGGUCUAGUGUCUACUUCCAGUGUAGAGUCACUGGUGGCAUACCGGACCCGGUCGUUACCUGGGAACGUGCCGAUGGGGAGGAGUUCACCCACAACACGCAGAUGUUCGCAGAGAGCGGCGUUCUACAGUUCAACGCGGUCGAGGGAUCCGAGCAGGGAACCUACAUCUGCACCGCGUCGAACGAUGCGGGCCGUGUCAGCAUCACGGCCAGACUGCGGGUUGCAGGACCCCCACGUGUGAUGAUCUCCCCACCAGAUAACCCAGCAAAGGCGAAGGAGGGAUCUGUUGUGAGGCUGGAAUGUAUUGCUGAGGGUGAUCCAGCACCCGAGGUCUACUGGGAAGAUGCUUCUGGCAGGGAGAGAUCUGAAGGGCAAUCAACGCUUGGAUUGGAGCUACCAGGCAAGCACACGAGUGCGGGGUCAUCUAUCUUGGAAGUCGUCAACAUUCAGUUGAACGACGCGGGCAGCUAUGCCUGCGUUGCACGCAACACCGGCGGCACAUCCCGCAAGACUGUGCAAGUCAUCGUGGAGGCAGCUGACCAGAUCGCAACAGGAGGAGUGCAGGUUGUACCGCGCGAGGUCACCGUCAAGGAAGGUCAAAUGAUUGAGCUUAGCUGUAAGAUGUCAGGCCAGGUGAGGAACUUGCAGUGGUCGCGGCUCGGCGACCAGCUGCCCGCCGGUCACAGCGUCACGAACGGCGUGCUGGUCAUCAGCUCGGCGAUGGCGCGCGACACCGGUCUCUACAUCUGCUCUGCGCAGCUUCCCGACGCGGUCGUCCAGGAUACGUCGACCGUCACGGUCAUAGUGCCACCCAAGGUGACAGUAUCACCACAAGGAAUGCGUCUCAGGCCAGGAGAAACUAUCAGAAUUCAGUGUAAGGCUGAGGGCACAGAGCCAGUCACAACUGAAUGGAGCAAGGUGGCUGGAAGCAUGAGCCCUGCAGCUACUGAUAAUGAAGGCCUACUAGAGAUAAAGGGUGCGACGGCUAUAGAUGCUGGAAACUACAAGUGCACAGGCAGCAAUGCAGCAGGAAGUACCGCGGCUAGUGCAUACAUCGUCGUGAUGGUUCCACCGACUGUGAGAAUUCUAGAGUCACUAGCCUCAGUAUCUGCUGGAGGCUCCCACACCUUUAUCUGUAAUGCUACGGGCAUCCCACGUCCGAACAUCCAGUGGACCAGGGACCGUGGUCAACUUCCACCACAGCAUUCUGUAGUUGGUGGCGUGCUAAGCAUGUCAGCCCUGAAAGUGGAAGAUUCUGGUCGCUACAUCUGUACAGCGUCUAGCGAGGCGGGCCAGUCACGCAGCAUCGCUCAGCUCACCGUUGCUGGACGUCAUUACGUUGAGGUGUCAGUAGAGAGUGAAAGUGAGAUCGCGUCCGAGGGAGGUACCGCCUACUUUAAUUGCAAGGGUGUAGGCACACCCCAACCAAUCAUCACGUGGACCAAGAUUGACGACACGCUACCGUCGAACGCCAUCGAGAGUGGUGACGGUCAGCUAACGAUCAAAGACGUGAUGCUAGACAACGCCGGCAUGUACAAGUGCACGGCGAGCAAUGCUGCAGGCACCAUGUUCUCUGUCGUCUCUCUGCUUGUCAACGCUCCGCCACGCAUUUCCGGGCUGUCGGAAAGUCAGUAUGUGAAUAUUGGAACAGAGGUGACACUCACCUGUGGUGUGAGCGGUAACCCACCACCUACUAUCACCUGGCACAAGGUUGAUGGCAACCUGCCCCAGGAGCAUUCGGUUGAGGAGGGGGCGCUGACGAUGCUGGUGGCAUCGGCGGAGGACGCGGGCACCUACGUCUGUACGGUGACGAACAUGUUUGGCGUCGUGACGGAGGACGUCAACGUCGAGAUCGGCCAGCUGGUGCCGUACUUCUCGCAGAACCCGGUGUCGUACGUCUCGCUGGCGACGCUACACGACGCCUACCUCACCGUCGACAUGAGCGUCGCCUUCAGACCCGAAACGACCGACGGUCUGAUCCUGUAUAACGGACAGCGCGCCGGCGGCAGUGGAGACUUCGUUGCGUUUGGUGUGACGGACGGCUAUGCAGAGCUGAGGUUUGACAUGGGCUCCGGAACUGCUGUCAUCCGCAGUGCCGACCCGCUAGAACUGGGCGAGUGGCACACCGUACAGUUCAAGCGAAGCAAGAGAUUCGGACAACUGAUUGUGGAUGGCAUGGAGGCUAUAAAUGGGACAUCUCAAGGCAACUUCCAGGGCCUGGACCUGCGUGAAUACCUGUAUCUAGGUGGUGUACCUGACUACACGGACAUCUCCCGUGCUGCUGGCUGGACCACCGGAUUCGUUGGUUGCAUUGCGCAACUAAAGAACGGCAACGCCAUCUACGACCUGGCGAAGGAAGCACUCGAUGUUGUCGGCGUGACGACGUGCCCGUCGUGUUCCGGAUCGCCGUGCAAGAAUGGAGGAAAGUGUGUGGAGGCACCGACCAGCGAGGGAUACACAUGCACAUGCGCGGCGGGAUAUGCUGGCAACAACUGUGAUCAAAGUGAUGUCUGCAUAGAAGGUGCCUGCGGUGGAGGAAGCUGUGUGGCGGACGAGGAGCAACCGGACGGCUUCCACUGUGAGUGUCAUAUAGGUUUCGCGGGCCCUCGUUGCCAGGAUGCCAUCAACGUGAUCACACCGAUGUUUAACCGAGAGCACCACUCCUACAUGGAAGUAAAGAGGCCAGACAACACAGAGCGUGACUUCAAGGUCACGAUGAAGGUGAAGCCAGACCUGGUGGACGAGGGAUUGCUGCUGUACGCGAGUCAGAACAAAGAUGGCCGCGGCGACUUCGUCUCGCUGACGAUCCGCGAUGGCCGCAUCGAGUUCCGCUUCGACUCGGGCUCCGGUCCCGCCAUCAUCCGCAGCGACUACAUCAAGCAGGGCGAGUGGGUGAAGGUCGACGCCGGCUACAACCAGCAGGAGGGAGCGCUGACGAUCGACGACGCGGCGCGCUACGAGGGCCGCGCGCCGGGCACGACGCGCAGUCUCAACCUGAAGACGCAGCUGUACGUCGGCGGCGUGCCGCACGGCGUCGUCGUCUCGCCGUUCGUCGAGGUCACGCUCGCUUUCACCGGAUGCGUCUCGCUGCUGGAGUUGAAUGGCCGGGAGAUACCGACGACAAACAGCUACAACGACGAUGUGCUGAGCAGUGCAAACAUCGAGGACUGCGGCGUAAACUCGUGCGACAGUGACCCCUGCCAGAACGCCGGCUCCUGCCGCUCCUCGCUCGCCGGUGACUUCUACAGCUGCGAGUGUCCGCCAGGAUUCACGGGUGUGAACUGCGAGCUGGAGAUGAAUAUCUGUCUUGAAGAGCAGCCGUGCCAGAAUGGCGCAUCCUGCCUGGUUCUCGGGGGCAUCGAUUCUGACGACUACGAAUGCCAGUGUUCCAAGGGCUGGAGUGGCAAGACAUGCACUGAAGGAGUCUCCUUCGACAGUGAGGUGUUCUUAAAUGGCAACGGCUAUGCAGAGUUCAGCAGUGACUUGCAGCCGCACGGCACCGGUGAGACAGAGAUCAUCGAGAUUAAGUUCAGCCACCAGAACUCGAACGGCCUGCUGUUCUGGCAGGGCCAGCAGCCCGGCACUGCUGCACUUGGCAACGACUACGUCUACCUCGCUCUCAUAGAUGGCGAUCUAGUCUACAGCUACGAACUUGGAAGUGGCAUAGCCCAGCAGCAGAUCACUGUGAAUGAGGAUGAAGAGGUUCACACCGUCGUUGUUCACAGGACGGGCAAGGAGAGCAAUAUGUCUCUGGAUGGUGAAAUAAACUUCGGUAUGUCAUCUGGUCCCAGUCAGAUGCUCAACGUAGAGGGCAAUAUAUAUGUUGGUGGAAUUCCUGAUUUCCCAAAACAAGUAAUGAAUGCCAAACUGGAGAAUGGGUUCAUCGGCUGCAUUCACUUGUUGAAGGUCAAUGGUAACAAAGUCAUCGACUUCUAUGAAGAUAGUAUACAGACAGUCAACUGUUUACCAUGUGCAGAUGACUUAGUAAGUGGCCUGGGAUCAGCAGAACUGGAGCCUGAAGAGCGUGAAGACAAGGGAUUUUGGGGUUAAUUGAUCGUGUAAAUGUUCGAUGGUGACUUGUGCAUGUGUGUGCAGCAGAUGACCACUGGCACGCAGACAGGUGCUGUCAUCUGCCGGGCACCAGCUAUUGUUAUACAGUGUUGUCUAAGAUUAAAUUCGAACCUUUUUUUAAAAUGCAUUUUUUGAUCGUGUGUAAGUCGCCGGCUUUUCAAGUCGAGCUGACCUAGCACGAUGCAGUUCUCAGCGUUUUGCCGUCUCACCGGAUUUAUAGUUGAUGAGAUGGCGCCAUGCAUUUAAAUGUCUAUAUCGGUCACAGGCUCGUGACGGUAGCAUGCCACGUACCUCACUGUGUCUGGUCCUUGUGUAAUGGGAUGUGCUACGCUGUAGCUAAUUCUCUGCAGUACUCCAUCACUGGGCUCCUCAACUACCAUCGUUUCUGUCUGUAAUACGGAAUGCGAGCCAAUUAUAGUGUCGAGUCGUUCUAGAUGUUUGGCAUGCAGUUUGGUUAUUGCGAUAGCUGAGCUCGUUAGUGAUUAGCAGAUUAGCAACACCGCUUAUUCCAGCAAGGUCCCAUACAUCCAGCGCAGUGCCAGCACCUUUUUCCCUUCGUAGAGAUCCCUUUAGUAAUAAUUUUGUUUGCGUAUCAGAACUGUGGGGGCUUUGCUGUCACUCCUGUAGGUUCAUGUCAGAGUUCUUGCUUUCCACGGCUGUAUAUUUGUACAAUGAGAGAUGUUUUAUCGGGGUUCAGUGUGUCGAAGAUAUCUGGCAAGUCCUUUGUGUGCAUGAGUGUGCUCUCUCGCGCGCGAACGCGUGUGUGUGUACAUGGGUUGUGAAUUAACGGCAGACAAUCGUACAGUGUCGUGGUUUGGCGGCAACGACAACGGAAGGUGACGGGUUGCGCACAGUAACUUUUGUUUUUAUCGGCUGGGGUUCGACUUUUCGAUCGAUUUCGCGUCAUGCUUUGACCGGGUGCGAUUGCACCACCAUACAUUCAAUGCCGUCAAAUUGCACGCAGAAUCGCGUUUUGCCCCCCGGAUCAGUAUUAGGUCUCCAGCAAGAGAGCAUGCAUCGUGUAUCAUAACGGAAAUGUAGUGGCCGAUCAUUGUAAUUGUGCAUAUCACAGUGUAGACCACUGUUUCUGUUAUUUGCUCCCUUGGGAAAUGUGACCAGAUGUGUUUAGUUGCUUUUUUUAAAUUUUAGAAAUCGUAUUAUUCACCGUUUUGCAAUGAUUAGAUGUGUAAUGCGUACAAAAAAGUAAUAAUGAAGACGUGAUUGUGUGACGUAGACACGGAUAAAUAUCUAUGGCUUCUUCCUCGUUCGACCAUGAAGAAACAUGCAGUUGCAUUUAGCAGGUGUCAAAUACGAUUAAUAAAAAAAGUAUAAACUUUGUCAUUUCUGUUUGUGCUGCCAGCUUAAUGCUGACGUUGACAACAUAUGGUGCUAUUAAAACGUAAUGUAACUACGACAUAUUCGUUGACGGUAUGUUAUCGGAAAAUUGUGUUAUGACGUAAUAAUAUGCAGGUUCUGCAUAAGUUAUAGAUUGCUUAUUGAUAGCCAGAUUCAUUUGGUAUGCUAUGCAAAUUAGGUAUCAUAGCUUUGUGUAAAAAUGACAACCAGCUAAGUUAUAUCUAUGGCGUCUUGCGUAGUCUUGCUUAUAUAUAAUGAAUUGUAUUUUCGUUUUAUUCGUUUAUUGUGAAUCACCAAGUGAUAAACAUAAGUGGCUUGCCAGCUGAUGCUGAUUAUUUCUAAGUAGGGUAGCUUGUCUGUUUCUUUUAAGGUCGCUUUAACCAUUCUGUUGUGAAGGCAGGCACAUACAGGCCACACAGGUGUGUGUACAGGCAGUACAUGUACCAUUGUCUUUUAAUAAAAGUUAACAUACCGUUUUAUCAA